AUGUCUACGACUCACAGUGGCAAUGUAUGGCUCGCUGUUAUUGCAGCCUCUGCACUUUCGGCUGGUUUGGUGGAUGCCUACUAUCGAUUCUAUGCAAAUAGCCUGAUCUCAUCGGAUUCAGACCGAUUGGAAACCAAGACGGACUAUUCCGAGGAGUUGAUUCAAGAACAGUUGGCUCGUAACUAUGCUUUUUUGUCUGAGCAGGGCAUGGACAACGUCAGAAACCAAAGAAUUGUCAUCGUUGGUGCUGGGGGAGUCGGUUCAUGGGUUGCGACUAUGUUAACCAGAUCUGGAGUGGGCCACUUGAGGAUUAUUGAUUUUGAUCAGGUAUCUUUGAGCUCAUUGAACAGACAUGCAGUGGCUAAUUUGAAAGAUGUUGGUACAUCUAAGGUGGAGUCCUUGAGAAACCACUUGUUAAAGAUUGCACCUUGGGUUCAUAUUGAUGUCAAGAACCAGCUAUGGAACCUUGAAAGUGCGCAAGAUUUGAUCUUUGGCGAUGAUUUCAAGCCUACUUAUAUUGUGGAUUGUAUCGACAACAUUGACACCAAAGUCGAUUUGUUGGCGUUCUGCUAUGAAAACAAAUUGCAAGUUAUUUCGUCUGGUGGAGCUGCUUGUAAAUCCGAUCCUACCAGAAUUAACAUCAGUGAUAUCUCCAAAACUGAAGAAGAUCCUCUCUCUCGUUCGGUCAGAAUCAGAUUGAAGAAGAAGGGAAUUCUCACCAACAUCCCCGUUGUCUUUUCAGCAGAGAAACCAGACCCCAGAAAGGCUCAGCUAUUGCCGUUGGCUGACGAAGAGUUGGAAAAAGGUGCUGUAGACGAACUUUCAGCUCUCAAGAACUUCCGUGUCCGUAUCUUGCCAGUUUUGGGAACAGUUCCAGGUAUGUUUGGACUUACUAUCGCUACUUACAUCAUCACGUCUAUUGCAGGAUAUCCUAUUGAACCUAUAGAGGGAAAGAACAGAUACAAGAUCUACGAUGGGAUCCUCCAGUCCUUAGCUGGGCAGCAGUCUAGAAUUGGAAAAGAAGACCAAAGAGUACCCAUAGCGUUGAACGACGUUCCUUACAUCUUGGAAGAAGUGUACCAUGGCAAGUCUCCCAUCUCAAACUACUCUACCAGAUUAACGAUGUCCAGAUGGGAUCCUGAGCAAGAGUUGUCGUUUCAGAAUGUAGUGGUCAUGACAAAAGACGAACAGAAGAAUCAUGAAGAGAAAGUCUUGAAGGGAGGUCAGAAGUUGGAGGAUGUGUACUCGGCUGAGGUGUUGGAGAGAGUGAGAGUGAGAUUUGCCGAGGAGAAGUAUUAUUCUCAAUUCCAUUAG
Scheffersomyces stipitis CBS 6054 is the source of this 1314-nucleotide messenger RNA. It is a transcript of the gene YEX1, whose product is annotated as tRNA threonylcarbamoyladenosine dehydratase. Gene Ontology annotation, biological process: cyclic threonylcarbamoyladenosine biosynthetic process. NCBI's taxonomy places the organism in Eukaryota, Fungi, Ascomycota, Pichiomycetes, Serinales, Debaryomycetaceae. The transcript has 2 exons. Gene Ontology annotation, cellular component: mitochondrial outer membrane. The coding region runs from base 1 to 1314 and encodes 437 amino acids. The record is from RefSeq and is a predicted model, not a curated record. Gene Ontology annotation, molecular function: ubiquitin-like modifier activating enzyme activity; tRNA threonylcarbamoyladenosine dehydratase activity.